GGUACCAGGGGCGAGCGGACCCUCCUUGCCUCCCACCCCGCGCCGCCCCGCGCGACGCCAGCCCCGGCCGGGGGUGUGAGCCCCGCCGGCACUGGGCCGGCCGCGGGGACGGCCAUGGACCCCGCCGGGCGGCGGCGAGGGGGCUGCUGCGCCGGGCGGCCGCGGCCGCGGAGGGGUUCCGGGAAGACCCGAGGGGCGCGGCGGGCCGGCUCUGUUGGGGGGCUGUCUCGGAUCCCGAGCCAGGAGGAGCCUCGGGAGGAGGCGGCGGCCAGACCUGAAUUCCUACUGCCAAAUGAGAAAAGCUUCCAGAAUGCUGCUAACAGCAAUAAUUUGGAUCUUAUGGAGAAGCUGUUUAAAAAGAAGGUUAACAUUAAUGCUGGGAACAAUAUGAACUGGAUAGCCUUGCAUUUUGCAGUGGGGGCAAAGCAUUUAUCUGCGAUGGAUUUCUUGCUCAAUCACAAGGCCCAGGUGGAUGUUGCUGAUAAGAAACUCCAGUGCAGCUGUGACUGUUGGAGGGGCAUUUUGCUCAGUGCAGGGGACUCUACCAUGUGUAUGUUUCUGUUGCUGGAGGGGGACACUGCCCUGCACCUCACAGCAAAGCAUGGUCACAGCCCUGUGGUCCCGUUGCUGCUAACCCAGUGGCAAGAAACAAAUAAAACCAAUGAGAAUGCAGAAACACCAUUCUUUCUGGCUAUUGAAGGAGGUCAUGAAGAAUGCAGCAAAGUGCUACUGGCAGGAGGAAGUGAUAUUAACAUCCCAAAUGAACUCAAUAUUGGUGCUUUGCACAUAGCAACCUGGAAUGGUCAUGCAUCCCUCAUCAGCUUUCUACUCAGUGAGAACAUUGAUCUGUACCAGAAAGAAAUGCUUUUUGAUCUGAAGAAGCCAGAAUCUUUUGGACUUGAAAACUUUAUUUCUUUCUGCAACCUAAGGAGUCCCCCUCUUCAUUUAGCUGUUAUGAUUAACCACGUCACAGUUGUAAACAAUUUACUAAGUGCACAGCAUGAUAUUGACAUCUUAAAUGAGAGAAGAAGGACUCCUUUGCAUGUAGCUGCUGAUCCUGGAAAUGUGGAACUGGUGGAAACCUUGCUGAAGGCAGGCUGUGACUUGAAGGUUGUCAGUGAGCAAGGGAGGACUGCCCUGGUGGCCUCCAAGAGCAACCACGGCCUUAUUGCAGACAUGCUCAUUAAAGCAGAGAGAUACUAUGCCUGGAGAGUGGAGCAUGGUGAAAGCAUCAGGGACCCAUCAUCCCUCUUUAUUCUGACAUUCAAGCAAGAUCACAGUCCAGAGACCAGGCAUAUUCGCAGUCUCCUCUGGAAACUGGUUUUACCCCUGAAGGCCAAUGAGUGGCAGAGGCUGUCCCGUACAUGGAAAUUCACAGAGGACCAGAUCAGAGCCACAGAGGAUCAGUGGUCAGGAAAGGAAAGCUUCCGUGAACAUGGCCACAGGGCUCUGGUCAUCUGGCUGCAUGGGACCCUGAUGACACAGGCCCCUCCCAUCAAGCGUCUGUAUGAAGAAUUGGUACUCGCAGGUUUCCCAGAACUAGCUGAAAAGAUCUGUCAAUUCAGAAGCAAAACUGACUCAAGGCCCACGAAAUGUGGUUUCACAAAUGCCUAAAAAAUUGUAUCGAAUGACUUUCCACUCAGUAUCCAGUCUAAGUUCACUUCACUAAUGCCAUAAAAUUCAUCUAGCCAUAGUAUUAACUUUCCUUUCAACUAUGAAAAUGGUGGUGAUAGGAUCCUCUAACAGAUGGAAAGAUGGUAUUAUACUUCCCAGCCACUGAAAUGAAGUAAAAAAUAUUAUUGGUUUUGCUUGAGACAAGUUGUGUUUGAUUUUCCGAUCUGUCAUUUGAUGGAACAUAAGUGAUUUGGCAUAAUCUAGGAUUUUGUACAUCAUGUUUUUAAAAAAAAUGGUGGGAGCAGCUUCAUGGUAUAUGGAAAAACCAAGGGAUUUAGAAUAGACAGACAUGGCUUUUUAAUCAUGGUUUUGCCACCUUAUUAGCUGUAAGCCUUUGGGCAUGCUAAUAUUCAAGUUUUCAGGUCUUCAGUUUCCUUCUCUAUAAAAUGGGGAAAGUGUCUAUCUCCUCCGAGGCAUUGAGGGUAAAGGUGGAAUGCCUAUUAAAUACCUAACCUCAUGCCCACAAUACUGGAAAUAUUAACUGUUAGUUACUUUUCAUCAGUAAGAGAAACUAGCUUUGGAAAUUUAUAGUUCAUUGUUGGCUUUAAGUAACACCUAGACAUAAUACAUUAUUUAGAAAGGACCAGAAAUGAUAUAUGAAUGUUUUUUAUCUUCUGUGAUGCAAUUACAGGUCUUUAUUUUCUUUGUACUUUUUUGGUAUUUUCCAUUUUUUUCACAAUGAACAUGCACUAUUUUUAUAAUCAGAGGAAGUUAUGAAAAAAGCAAAUACCAGUUUAUAUUAGUUUAUGUGCAUCUAUUCAUUAUAAUUUAAGGCUCUGCAUUCUCAAAUGCUGACUUUUUAGUCCUUAAGGCCAGAAAAAAAAAUCACGACCAAUUUCAGUUCUAGUUAAGCUAUCAUGAAUUUAUAGUUCUAUACCUUUGUCUCAUGUUGAUUAUAAAUGGCCCACUUAAUGUUAUGUUUAAAUCAUGUGAUUCCAAAAAAGUUUUUUAAAAAGGUAUGCAGUGAAAAGUCUUGCCCACGUCUGUUCUUUACUAUGUAGUUUCCACUGAUCUUGCUACUCCUCCCCCACCAAAAAAUCUGGGUAACUUCUUUAUGCAAAAAUAAACAAAUGUGAAUGCAUUAUUAACAAUAUAUAAAACAUACAUAAAUGUUCUAAUUGUUGAAUUUAAGUUAACUUAGGCUAACACUAUUGUACUUUGGACAAUAUAUAAUUUCUAGAGCUUAAGGCUUAAAAAAUGCCUGUAAUAGUCUUAAUUACAAUAGUCAAAAUACUCACUUUAGUUUUAGUUCAUGUUGUUAUGGAUUGGAUACUGAAAACCAUUCGUUGUUACUGUCUAGGCUCCUCAAAAAGCAGAGCCCGAGGCUAAAGUUUAUGAGCAACUGCUUUUUUCAGGAGUGCAAAUCCUAGGAGGCAGGAGUGAAGGAAAAUGGGAGUGAGAUGGGGAAGGAAUGGGAGCUAAGAGCAGGGUGAUUUACCACAUUGGCCAGCACUGCUGUCAAGCACAACUGAUUAUUUGACCUUGAGGGUACUCUCUUCCAAGUGAUGGGAUGGACUAGUACAUUGCAGGGUAAUUCAUAAAUGGGGGCAAGGAAGAAUUGAUGUUUACUGCAAUGGGGUAUUAAUUCUGGACUGGACGGCUGACGCGUGGGCUCCAUGUGGAGCCUGUGGUCCCCUGAGACUUCUUGGAGCAGCCGGGAAAGCCCAGGAGAGCAGCAUGCCCAGGUGCUAGGUGGGCAGCGCUUGGUGAUGGGCUGUUGCUUUGUGCUUGCUGAAACCCAUAAGAAGCUCUUGGCCACAGUGGUACCUGGGCCAGAACUCAGAACAUGUGUUGCAUAAGAAGGAGCUAAUAUUCUUUAAGACACAGCCAGGUAUUUGUAUAGCUCAGAGAAGCCUUGGUGUAACCGAGGCAUUGAGGGUGAAGGUGGAAUGCCUAUUAAAUACCUAUAGGUAUUUGCCUAUGUCACAUUUGUUCUCUCAUGUCCCAAUACAAUGUGAGGCUAAGAAAAACUAUGUCCUACAAUAAAGUUAAGAGCACAGAGCUAGAUCAUGUUCAAACUGAAAGAGGCUUCUGAUUUUUAAGUCCAUCCACUUCUGUUACAGAUAGGGAAACUAAUGCUCUAGACAGAUACUUCAGAAUCUACUCAUUUUUGUAACCUAUAAGUACUUUGUGAAAUAGGGGAGGUAGGUAGAUCUCAUUGCUUCACAGGUAAGGAUCCUGAGACAUUUAAAUUUAGUGUCUGGCCUAAGAUAAAGCAGUCAGCCAGCAAUAAAACCAUCAGAAAGCUGGUCUUGUUCUUCUAACUCACUUUUACCCAGAUGGUUUCUUCUCAUUGGUCAGUCAUUAAAAAGUCUCUGCCCAGGUGUGGAAGGUUUGCUCAGCUGCCUGGGUCACACCACCACAUGGCAAUGUAUGGAUAAGAGGGUAAAAAGGGCCCAAAUUCUGUAGUGUUUCAGAAAGGCAAGAAAGAACAUCAGAAAUAGGAUUAUUCUUUUUUUUUUUUUUUUUUUUUUUUUUUUUAUAAUAAUUAUUUUUUAUUGAAGGGUAGUUGACACACAGUAUUACAUUACAUGAGUUUCAAGUGUACAACACAGUGGUAGAACAUUUAUAUACAUAAUUCUAGGUUCCAGCUAUCACCCUACCAGGCUGUUACAAUAUCUUGACUAUAUUCCUUAUGCUAUACAUUACAUCCCGGUUACUAAUUUAUUUUACCAUUGGAAGUCUGUCCUUUUUUUUUUUUUUUUUUUUUUGUGAGGGCAUCUCUCAUAUUUAUUGAUCAAAUGGUUGUUAACAACAAUAAAAUUCUGUAUAGGGGAGUCAAUGCUCAAUGCACAAUCAUUAUUCCACCCCAAGCCUAAUUUUUGUCAGUCUCCAAUCUUCUGAGGCAUAACAAACAAGUUUUUACAUGUAGAACAAAUUCUUACAUAAUGAAUAAGUUACAUAGUGAACAGUACAAGGGCAGUCAUCACAGAAACUUUCGGUUUUGCUCAUGCAUUAUGAACUAUAAACAGUCAGUUAAAAUAUGAAUACUCAUUUGGUUUUUAUACUUGAUUUAUAUGUGGAUACCACAUUUCUCUCUUUAUUAUUAUUAUUUUUAAUAAAAUGCUGAAGUGGUAGGUAGAUACAAGAUAAAGGUAGAAAACAUAGUUUAGUGUUGUAAGAGAGCACAUGUAGAUGAUCAGGUGUGUGCCUGUAGACUAUGUGUUAAUCCAAGCUAGACCAGGGCAAUAAAACAUCCACGUAUGCAGAAGAUUUCUCUCAGAACGGGGGGGUGAGGUUCUAAGCCUCACCUCUGUUGAUCCCCAAUUUCUCACCUGAUGGCCCCCCUGCGACUGUGCCUGUCUUAGGUUGUUCCUCCCUUGAGGAAUCUUACCCGUCUCUGGCUAACCAGUCAUCUUCCGGGGCCAUACAGGGAAAUGUGAAGUUGGUAAGUGAGAGAGAAGCCUUAUUGUUUGAAAAAGUUAGCUUUUCACUUCUUUGCAUAUUUAUGCCCUGUGGCUUCUAUGCCCAGCAUUUGUCUUGAGGUAUCUUUACCACUUGGAAGAAUUAUGAUACUCGGUAAAUUUGAUAUGAGGCACGAAUUCUAUUUAAGGGUUGUAAUUAGGAAGGAAGAAGAAAAGCUAUAGAAGUAGCAGGCGGAAGAAAACAUGGGAAGAUUGAUUAUUUCUUUGAUAUAUCUUCUUGUAGAGUAACUUCAGCAUGUAUAGGUUUUAAGCUACUACUUAAAUUGCACACACACAUUAACAUAAUAG
This is a messenger RNA of Manis pentadactyla (Chinese pangolin), 5387 nucleotides long. RefSeq names its product ankyrin repeat and death domain containing 1B (gene ANKDD1B). Gene Ontology annotation, molecular function: protein binding. The record is from RefSeq and is a predicted model, not a curated record. Lineage: Eukaryota; Metazoa; Chordata; Mammalia; Pholidota; Manidae. Gene Ontology annotation, biological process: signal transduction.